Messenger RNA from Soboliphyme baturini, 2583 nucleotides. Lineage: Eukaryota; Metazoa; Nematoda; Enoplea; Dioctophymatida; Soboliphymatidae. The record is from the annotation of a GenBank genome assembly.
GGUCGCUGUCAGACCUGUGCUGGCAAUAUGGUCGAGUGCCCUGGCCAUUUCGGUCACAUUGAGCUAACGAAGCCAGUGUAUCACGUUGGCUUCAUGACAAAGGCUAUUAAAAUUCUGCGAUGCGUUUGUUUUUAUUGUUCCAAGUUGCUGGUCGACAAAGAUUCGCCAAAGGUUAAAGAAGUUUUGAUCAAGUCGAAAAAUAAUCCAAAAAACAGGUUGAUUCACAUAUAUGACUUUUGUAAAGUGCGAGGAAUCUGCGAAGGUGGCGACGAAAUGGAGACGGAUUCGUUUUCUCAGGCCGUGGAAAACAUAGAAGAUGCAGAAAGGAAAAACGGCCAUGGAGGCUGUGGGCGCUAUCAGCCGAAAUACAGACGCGUCGGACUGGACAUAUUUGCAGAAUGGAAAAAGACUAAUGAAGAAUCUCAAGACAAGAAGAUCUCCCUGUCAGCCGAACGGGUACUGGAGAUAUUCCGUGGCAUAAGCGACGAAGACUGUUUCGUUCUCGGGAUGGAUCCAAAAUGUGCCCGACCGGACUGGAUGAUCAUCCAGGUAUUACCCGUCCCUCCUUUACCUGUGCGUCCGGCUGUUUUCACGUUUGGUUCCGCGCGUAAUCAAGAUGACUUGACAUAUAAACUGGCUGAUAUCAUUAAAGCCAAUAAUCAGCUGAAGCGCGAUGAACAGAAUGGUGCUGCCGCCCACGUGUUGUCCGAAGAUGUAAAAUUGCUGCAGUUUCAUGUUGCUACCUUAAUUGACAACGAAGUUCCUGGUUUGCCACGGGCGACGCAAAAGUCUGGAAGACCACUCAAAGCGCUUAAACAAAGACUGAAAGGAAAAGAGGGCCGCAUAAGAGGAAAUCUGAUGGGAAAACGUGUGGAUUUUUCUGCACGAACCGUCAUCACCCCUGAUCCGAAUAUAGCAAUCGAUCAGUUAGGAGUUCCGAAGACGAUUGCCCAAAAUUUAACAUUUCCAGAAACCGUUACGCCAUUUAACAUCGAAAAAUUGCAAGAACUGGUGAACCGCGGUGACAACCAUUAUCCAGGCGCAAAAUACAUUAUUCGUGAUAAUGGCACGCGCAUUGACCUUCGUUACCAUCCUAAAGUGUCUGACCUGCAUCUGCAGAUCGGCUACAAGGUCGAAAGGCACAUGCGCGAUGACGACAUCGUCGUAUUCAAUCGGCAACCGACGUUGCACAAGAUGUCCAUGAUGGGACAUCGCGUUAAGGUGUUGCCAUGGUCAACGUUUCGACUGAAUUUGAGUGUGACCACCCCGUAUAAUGCCGAUUUCGACGGUGACGAGAUGAAUUUACAUUUGCCACAGUCGCUGGAAACGCGAGCCGAGAUUGGAGAGCUUUGCAUGAUUCCACGCAUGAUCUUGACACCACAAGCGAACAGGCCGGUGAUGGGUAUCGUCCAAGACACACUGACCGCCGCAAGAAAGAUGACGAAACGCGACGUGUUCAUUGAAAAGCACCAAAUGAUGGAUCUGCUUAUGCACCUGCCAAGCUGGAACGGCAGAAUGCCGCAGCCGGCCAUUCUAAAGCCACUACCGCUUUGGACUGGCAAGCAGCUGUUUUCACUCAUUAUUCCCGGGAACGUUAAUCUCAUUCGUACACAUUCCACUCACCCUGAUGAAGAAGAUAGUGGUCCUUACAAGUGGAUUUCUCCGGGAGAUACGAAGGUCCUUAUAGAGCACGGUGAACUGCUUUGCGGUAUCUUAUGCAAGCGGACCCUUGGAAACAGUGCUGGCAGCUUGGUUCACAUCGUAAUGUUGGAACUGGGACCAGAUAUCGCUGCACAGUUUUACUCGAGCGUCCAAAUGGUCAUCAAUAAUUGGCUGUUGAUCGAGGGUCAUUCAAUUGGUAUUGGCGAUACGAUCGCUGAUCAACAGACAUAUAAAGAGAUCAAGGAGACGAUUCAGAAAGCAAAGCAGGACGUCAUUGAGGUGAUCGAAAAGGCACACAACGACGAACUCGAGCCGACACCCGGCAACACACUGCGUCAGACGUUCGAAAAUAUGGUCAAUCGCAUUCUGAACGAUGCUCGUGAUAAAACCGGCGCAUCGGCACAAAAAUCAUUAUCCGAAUAUAACAACUUCAAAACCAUGGUGGUCGCUGGUUCAAAGGGUUCAAAAAUUAACAUAUCGCAAGUGAUUGCAUGUGUCGGCCAGCAGAACGUUGAAGGAAAACGAAUUCCCUUUGGUUUUCGGCAUCGCACUUUGCCGCAUUUCAUCAAGGACGAUUACGGCCCCGAAAGUCGUGGCUUUGUCGAAAACAGCUAUCUCGCCGGUCUUACUCCAUCUGAAUUCUUUUUCCAUACGAUGGGUGGUCGAGAAGGUCUGAUCGACACGGCCGUUAAAACUGCUGAAACUGGCUAUAUUCAACGAAGGCUGAUUAAGGCGAUGGAAUCCGUAAUGGUGAAUUAUGAUGGUACGGUACGCAAUUCGAUGGGUCAUUUGAUCCAGCUUCGAUACGGUGAGGACGGUCUCGACGGCGCAUUGGUGGAGUUUCAGCAGAUGCCUUCUCUGAAACCGUCCAACGCGGCUUUUGAGAAAAAAUACAGAUUGGAAGUAACCGAUGAAAGGUGA